GUAAGGAAAGCCGCUGGUUCAAACAUCUGUGUAAAGUAUUCAGCAGCAUCAUGAACUUUUUGGCUGUUCUACACUGUGUGAUACUUAUUUCAGUUUGUGAAAUACUUGGAGAACAUCGAACGAACGCGGGAAUGUGCUGGCUGCAGCAGGGUCCGGAGCACCGCUGUGACAUGGUGCUCAUGAGGGGUGUGAGCAGGGAAGAGUGCUGUGCUGCUGGCCGUCUGGACACUGCCUGGUCCAAUACCAGUCUACCCAUUAAUGAAGUCAGCCUGCUGGGAUUCCUGGGAAUAGUUUCCUGUAAGCCGUGUAAAGAGAACUGUGAGGGGGUCAACUGUGGCCCUGGAAAGGUGUGCAGGAUGAAGUCUGGACGUCCCCAGUGCGUGUGCUCUCCGGACUGUUCCAACAUCUCCACUAAACAUGCCGUGUGUGGGAGCGAUGGGAACUCGUACAUAGACGAGUGCGCACUCCUGAUGGCUCGCUGCAGAGGUCACCCUGACCUGGAGAUUAUGUACCAGGGGGAUUGCAAAAAAUCCUGCUCAAAUGUCGUAUGUCCUGGUACACAUACCUGUGUGACGGACCAGACCAACAGCGCCCACUGUGUCAUGUGCCGCACUGCGCCCUGCCCGAUGCCCAUGGUCACUGAGCAAACCAUCUGCGGCAAUGACAACAUUACCUACCCAAGCGCCUGCCACCUGCGUAGGGCUACCUGCUUUUUGGGUCGAUCCAUAGGGGUCCGCCACUACGGACACUGUAGAAGUAAUGAAGGAAGUGAGGAAAAUUCACUCUUCUGAGGAUGUCAAGAGAAGUUCCGCUCCAUGUACAUAUGAUGAUGGCACAUAAGACGUGAGAGAACCUGUUUGAAACCAUAUAGUCUCACAACACGGUCCUCUGUACCAAAGAACCACUACUAGUAUUUUAUACGCAUGCAAUUCAUAUUUAAAGGAAAUGUGUGGUUUUAACAGGAGAAUUGAUCUGAUGAAUUGACAGUGUGUAUAUUGUAAAUAUACUACAAGCUACUAUUUAUUGGAGAAAAAUAAUGAAGUCUGUUAUUUAUGUGUUAACACGUUUGAGACACCAUAUAUACGUAUAGUUCAGCUGCCUUUAUCAAGGUAUUUAUUGUGGGUUUUGCUUCAGUUUUCUUGUACAUGUCAGAACUGCAUGAUAUAUAUAUAUAUAUAUACAUUCACAAAGAGCUAUUUCUUGCCAAUUAAGUAUUUUAGAAAAUUUCUCUAACAUUUAAUGUUUUAUAUUAUUUUUUGUUUUAUUUAAUUUAUAUUAUAUAUUAAUUCCCAUGAUUUUCAGCCAUUGUCAGCCAUCUUUUUGUUCUCUUUUCUAUAAGCAAAAAACACACUAGCAAAAACGAUGCCCAAAAACCAUGGAAUCAUCUUCUUGCGCAUUCCUAAGUACAGCUUUCCCAAAAAUGUGCCUCUCUGCAAAGUCUAUGUGGACACACGGUUGAAAUUCUUAUGGGCAUGGGAGAGACUAAUUGAGAUAAAGUGUUAUGCGUGUAGUGUUUGUAUUCGAGGGAUUACUCAGCCAAAACAGCAACACUUCCAGGCCAUGUUUCGCUGAAGUGAAGGCCAAACUGAGCCACCCACCAAGCAAUGAAAUUACCAGCUACAGUCUGAUGGCUGCAGUAUUUACGAGGACGCUGGGACAGUCAAAGAAUGUACAGUACAUUCUACUGUUUUAAUGGUUUUCACAUUGCAGGGUUGUGUUUUUGUCAUUUUGUGUGUGUCUGAGUUUGUAUCACUUGACCUUGUUGUAUACUUAAAUAGUCAUACGAAGAAAUUUAAAAGGUGUUUUGUUUAAUUCCCAGUAAAUCGUAUUGUGAUUUGAAAAAGAGACUGACGUAUUGGCGAUAUUUGUGUAAAUCAACAUUGUAGCUACUAGUUUGUUCCAUGUGUAACCUUUCUUGUACCUUCUUGUAAAUAGAGACCUUUUGCAGUAUCUGAAUAUAUACUGUAAAAUCCAAUUUAUUCAAUUGCAUAUUUUUGUAUUGUUUACUUACGUUUUUUAUUAAAACACAAAAUUAA
Rhinichthys klamathensis goyatoka is the source of this 2036-nucleotide messenger RNA. RefSeq names its product follistatin-like 3 (secreted glycoprotein) (gene fstl3). The transcript is spliced from 5 exons. Gene Ontology annotation, biological process: regulation of BMP signaling pathway; negative regulation of activin receptor signaling pathway; multicellular organism development. Bases 51 to 791 code for a protein of 246 amino acids. NCBI's taxonomy places the organism in Eukaryota, Metazoa, Chordata, Actinopteri, Cypriniformes, Leuciscidae. Gene Ontology annotation, molecular function: activin binding; protein binding. The record is from RefSeq and is a predicted model, not a curated record.